This is a messenger RNA of Perkinsus marinus ATCC 50983, 155 nucleotides long. RefSeq lists its product as hypothetical. The record is from RefSeq and is a predicted model, not a curated record. The transcript has a single exon. The annotation marks the transcript as partial. Lineage: Eukaryota; Perkinsozoa; Perkinsida; Perkinsidae.
GAUGCCACAUCAUCCCGACAGCUUUGAAUACCGCACGGCGGCAAGAAGUGAUGAACUUGACUACGACCACCAUCAAGGAGAGCAUCAUCAUCCGAGGCGGUUAUAGUCGUCAUCUACAGCUCAAUAAUACUGAUAAUAUCGCUAACUUCACGUAG